Messenger RNA from Heteronotia binoei (common prickly gecko), 1212 nucleotides. It is a transcript of the gene DNAAF19, whose product is annotated as coiled-coil domain containing 103. The record is from RefSeq and is a predicted model, not a curated record. NCBI's taxonomy places the organism in Eukaryota, Metazoa, Chordata, Lepidosauria, Squamata, Gekkonidae. Gene Ontology annotation, cellular component: outer dynein arm. The annotation marks the transcript as partial. Gene Ontology annotation, biological process: epithelial cilium movement involved in extracellular fluid movement; inner dynein arm assembly; determination of left/right symmetry. The transcript is spliced from 3 exons.
GUUCCAGGCAUGAUAGAUUUUCAAGCUUUGGAAAAAGAGCUGCAAGAAGCUGUGACUGCUGAUGAGAAGUACCAGAGAGAAAAUGAUGCCAAGUUCCGAGCAGUGCGCCAGAAAGUGGCAUCUUAUGAAGAAUUCAGGGAUAUUGUUUUAGCUUCACACUUGAAGCCUCUGGAGAAAAAAGACAACAUUGGAAAUAAAACAAAGGUAUUGUGGAACUGCUGUGCAAGUAAAGCAAGCUACACACAGGAAAGCAGAGUGGAGCUGCCCCAGGAGUUGCAGCAACUUCCAGAGACUUCAUCAGAGUUCUACAGAGAUUGGCGCAGAUGCAUGAAAAGCAGCCAAGAACAGUACCGGUUCCUUCUUCAACUUGGGCCUCAGAAACUCGGCCAGAUCUUCCAAGCAGAUGUUGCUUUUGGCCUCCUCGGGGAGUUCCUAACAGUGCUCAGUGAAAACAUUAGUGUCGAAGACCGGGACUGUGUCUUGGAAAUCUUAGAGAGUCUUUCAGGCACCAAACGCUUUGGACUGAACGCAGAGCUUCUGAGCAGGCAAGAGAAGGAGAGUUGCAGGAAUUUGUUUGAGAAACUACAAAGGAUGGAGGCAGACCUUACGUGUUUGUCCGAAUUUGUACAUGAAGAAAGUACCACGGUUACCCAAGCUAGCUGCCAGAGCGAGGGGUCAGCUGAAAGAAAACUGAUGGAACUGAUGCAACUUUACCGAGUCCCCUGAAUGAGUCUGAGCUUGUUGCAUCAACCGCCCCACCCACACAAGGAAGUUGUGUGCGGCUUGGGGAGGAUAGGAAUACCCACCACAGACAUCUCUUUCCAAGCCUCAUUGAAACAAAUGGGAGAAGUACACUUCCUUGCAAGCUUUCUUGUGCAUGUGCUGUUUGUUCCCAUGAGGCUUGUGUGGGCCAUGGGCCCAUUUCUGAUCUGGUGCUUGCUUCUUGUCUCUGCUUGGGUGAAUUCUGCCACCUCCACCCAGGCAGAUAGUCCACUUCAUAUGGUGAGCAACUGAUUUAAGGCUUAUCUGCUUUUGAGGUCGGUUCUGCUACUAUGAUUUUCGCAUUUGUCAUGUCCUAUGUCUUUCUCUCUCUCUCUCUCUCUGUUCUGUCUUGAACUCAAAAGGGUGUGCCCCUAACCAGUCUGCAGUUCCAAACCUCAUUGGACACAAUCACAUUCCAAGCAAUAAUAAAGGUGUGAGCAGAUGCAAAGA